Cadophora gregata is the source of this 450-nucleotide messenger RNA. RefSeq lists its product as uncharacterized. The transcript is spliced from 3 exons. The coding region runs from base 1 to 450 and encodes 149 amino acids. The record is from RefSeq and is a predicted model, not a curated record. Lineage: Eukaryota; Fungi; Ascomycota; Leotiomycetes; Helotiales; Ploettnerulaceae.
AUGAGCAAAGCAGGAAAGCGCGGUCAUCAUGAAGUGGACAACUUCGAGGAGGAUGGCUUCCUUGAGAACGAUGACGGUAGUGCCCGCAAGACCAAGAAGACCAAGAAGGCAGAGUCAAGUAGCGAUGAUCAAGAUAACUUUCCAAAGGGAGCAAGCCUCGCCGGGUUACCAUCUCAGAGUUUAAAGGAAACAGGCUCAUCAAUAUCCGAGAGUUUUACGACAAGGAUGGCAAAUACCUACCUGGCUCUAAGGAAAGUUAUCCGUAGAUCACAAAUGUCCGGUAUCGUAGUUCCCAACAUUAACAAGCACUUGAAAGGACUGGGUAUCGAUGUGUCAGCUUCGACGCUUUCGGGUGAGGAAUCCGAAGUGGCGAUACCAAAGAGACGGGUUAAGGCAAAGAAGGAGGCAAAGGCGAAUAUUGAGGCUACGUCUGAAGAAGACGAGGAAUAA